This is a messenger RNA of Orbicella faveolata, 1622 nucleotides long. RefSeq lists its product as uncharacterized. NCBI's taxonomy places the organism in Eukaryota, Metazoa, Cnidaria, Anthozoa, Scleractinia, Merulinidae. The record is from RefSeq and is a predicted model, not a curated record.
AUGAGGCAACUGAACCUAUUUCCCAGGUCAAGUUGGUAUUCUCAUCUCACAGCAGGUAUUGUCAACUUGCUACAUUCAUACCUACUGGUCAGUACUGAUCCAUGUUUUAAACACUUGAAAUUCCAGAAUGUCAACAACAAUCUUCAGCUGCAUGGCAAGCAUAAAAGACUCUACAAUUACAACGUCAACAGUUCAGUAGACUUGGCCAAGUUGUUUGUGCCAGAUUAUCUUGCUGAGUUUUCAGGCUUUGAUGAGUCACUGGACAUGAGUGCCAUCCUUCGCCUGUUGGGAUUUAACAAGCCUGCACCGAUUUUCUACUCCCCAAACCCACUGAUGUCUAUUCAGAAUUCAGCUGAUGAUGUCAGAGAAAACGUCAGGAACAAAUGGGGUCAUUGUAAUGUUACAGACUGGACUGAAGUCCUCUUCAAUGAUUGUUUUUCCAAGCUGGAGACCUUGGUGAGAAGUCUGGGACUGACUGGUGGUAUUGAGAAGACCAGUUUAGAUCUGCUUUCGGAUUGGUUGACAAAAGGUUGCCAGCUGUGUAUGGGUCAUGCUGUGGAUCAAAAUCUUCUUUCUCUUGUGCAACAAGAUGUCAAAGAACUCAUAAAGAACUACAAGAAAAGUGAAGCAGAACAAUCAGCCAUUCAAGAGUUAUUAGGUCAGCAGAGAACUGAGCAAGCUGAAAUGCAAAACACUGUGACUUUCAUCCAAGGUGAGCAAUCGUCAACAAGAGUUCAAUUGCGGGAACACAAUGAGCUGUUGGAAGCAAUGCUAGAGUGGAAAGAACAACAGAUGAAAGAGAAGCAAGAAAUAAUGGAAAAGCUUGUGUCCCUGGAGAAAACGCUCAGUGACGAAUUAUUGAUUCGAGUUGACAGAUUGGAAAAGGGACUAGCUAAAGCAGAUGGCAAAGUUGAACAACUGGAGGAGGGAUUUGCCAGGACCGAUGACAAAUUUGAACAACUGGAGGAGGGAUUUGCCAGGACCGAUGACAGAGUGGAACAACUGCAGCAAGGGUUUGCCAAAGUAGAAAACGACGUUUUUGAGACAGGAAAGAAAAUCAAACAACUGGAAGAAGAAGUCACAAGUCAGAGAAUGGAGAACAAUCCAGGUUAGUUUUUGUAAUUUGUAAAUUCAGAGGAAAAGAACAGUGAUGAAUGGUAUCAGGGAACAACAAUCUGGGGGUAAUCAAUGAUUCUGAUCAGCCACUGAGUAUCGGUGAUUAUCAAUGCGUAAUUGAUGAUGUUAUCAGUAGGGUAACUUCUGCUGCCCUACUAAUCAAAUCGUACCACUUUUAACAUAAAUCAAAUCGUACCAAGUUUAACAUAAAGUUAACAUAAAACUAUCAUUUCUUUACAUAUGUUAAAAGAGGUUUGACAGCCAGUAAGGUGAGUUAAUUACUCGAUCAUGGUAAUGAAAACGUUGAAGUAAAUGUUUGGAAACUUAGAGAACGAUUGACGUGAGGUUGGGAAGUUGAAAUGUUUGAUAGUUCCCAUGGAGAAUUAAUAUUUAGUAUUUUUACACAUUUGCUUCCUGGUGUGGACAGGGUGUUUGUAUUGGGUUUAAGUGCCUCUUCUUAAACUGUUUGUGUAUAUGCACGCUACCUCUACAAGCAAGCCUCUCCC